UUGAAGUCCAGAUGAAAGUUCAUACUGGAGAGAGCCCUUUCACCUGCCAACACUGUGGGAAGGGUUUCUCACUAAAAGGAAAUCUUAACAUUCACAUGAAAAUCCAUGCUGGAGAGAAGGCUUUCAUAUGCUCUCAGUGUGGAAAGAGAUUUACACAGAAAAAUACCCUUAAUUCCCACAUGAGAGUUCACACUGGAGAGAAGCCUUACACCUGCAAAAUGUGUGGGAAGAGCUUCACACGAAAAGAAAAUCUUAAAAUUCACAUGAGAGUUCACACCGGAGAGAAGCCUUACACCUGCAAACUGUGUGGGAAGAGCUUCUCACUAAACGGACAACUUAAGACUCACAUGAAGAUUCACACAGGAGAGAAACCGUUCACAUGCUCUCAGUGUGGAAAGAGUUUUAAAGAGAAAAGAGGUCUUAAUGUCCACAUGAGAAUUCACACUGGAGAGAAGCCGUUCAUCUGCUCUCAGUGUGGAAAGAGUUUUAAACAGAAAAGAGAUCUUAAUGUCCAGAUGAAAGUUCAUACUGGAGAGAGCCCUUUCACCUGCCAACACUGUGGGAAGGGUUUCUCACUAAAAGGAAAUCUUAACAUUCACAUGAAAAUCCAUGCUGGAGAGAAGGCUUUCAUAUGCUCUCAGUGUGGAAAGAGAUUUACACAGAAAAAUACCCUUAAUUCCCACAUGAGAGUUCACACUGGAGAGAAGCCUUACACCUGCAAAAUGUGUGGGAAUAGCUUCACGCGAAAAGAAAAUCUUGAAAUUCACAUGAGAGUUCACACUGGAGAGAAGCCUUACACCUGCAAAAUGUGUGGGAAGAGCUUCACACGAAAAGAAAAUCUUAAAAUUCACAUGAGAGUUCACACUGGAGAGAAGCCUUACACCUGCAAACUGUGUGGAAAGUGUUUUAAACAGAAAAAGUACCUCAAUGGCCACAUGAGAGUUCACACUGGAGAGAAGCCGUUUGUUUGUGAUCAGUGUGAAAAGAGUUUCAGGUGUAAAGCGCACCUUGAUCUUCACAUGAGGAGUCACUCCGGGGAGAACUGUUUUAUAUGUCAGCAGUGUGGAAAGAGUUUCUCACACAAAGGAAACUUUGAGAAUCACAUGAGAGUUCACACUGGAGAGAAGCCUUUCACCUGCCCUAAUUGUGGAAAGAGCUUCACAAUUAAAGGAAACCUUAAGAUUCACAUGAGAGUUCACACUGGAGAGAAACCUUACAAGUGUGUUCAGUGUGAAAAGAGUUUCCCAUAUCACACAGACCUAAAACGGCAUUUGCAAAUUCACACUGGAGAGAAGCCGUUUGUUUGUGAUCAGUGUGAAAAGAGUUUCAGGUGUAAAGCGCACCUUGAUCUUCACAUGAGGAGUCACUCCGGGGAGAACUGUUUUAUAUGUCAGCAGUGUGGAAAGAGUUUCUCACACAAAGGAAACUUUGAGAAUCACAUGAGAGUUCACACAGGAGAGAAGCCUUUCACCUGCCAAGAGUGUGGAAAGAGCUUCACGGUUAAAGGAAACCUUAAGAUUCACAUGAGAGUUCACACUGGAGAGAAACCUUACAAGUGUGUUCAGUGUGAAAAGAGUUUCCCAUAUCACACAGACCUAAAACGGCAUUUGCAAACUCACUCUGGAAAGAAAAUCCAAACCUUACCUUCCACCUGUCAACACUGUGGAAAGAGUUUCAGUAAAAAACGAAGCCUUACAAUCCACUUACGAAUCCACAAACACAAACCUUAUACCUGCAAACAGUGUAGGAAGAGUUUCAGACUAAAAGAGAGUCUUAAGACUCACUUGAGAAUUCACUUUGGUGAAAAGCUGUUCAUAUGCUUUCAGUGUGGAAAGAGUUUCAGUAAAAAAGAGAGUCUGAAUGGCCACAUGAGAAUUCACACUGGAGAAGGCCCUUUCACCUGCAAACUGUGUGGAAAACGUUUCAGUCAAAAGCAAAACUUUGAUGGCCACAUGAGAAUGCACUCUGGAGAGAAGCCGUUCAUAUGCCCUCACUGUGGAAAGAGUUUUACACUGAAAAAGAAACUUACAACCCACUUGAGAAUUCACACCAGAGACAAUCCUCACACCUGCAAAGUGUGUUGGAAGAGUUGCACAUCAAAUGCUUGUCUGAUGUCUCACAUGAUCGUUCACACUGGAGAGAAGCCUCACACCUGCAAACUGUGUGGGAAGGGAUUCACAGAAAAUAGCCAUCUGAUGAUUCACAUGAGAGUUCACACCGGAGAGAAGCCUUACACCUGCGAACUGUGUGGAAAGAGUUUCAAACGGAAAAUAAGCCUUAAGCAUCACAUGAGUAUUCACUCAAGAGAGAAAUGUUUUAGAUGUCAUGUGUGUGAAACAAGUUUUGCUGACAGGAAUCACCUUAAGAAUCAUGUACAAAAUCACAUUGGGGAGAGGCCUUGCAUGUGCCAUCACUGUGGAAAAAGUUUCACAAACAAAGCAUAUCUUCAGUCUCACAUAAGAUGUCACACAGGAGAGAAGCCUUUCACCUGCCCUCAGUGUGGAAAGAGCUUCACGGUUAAAGGAAACCUUAAGCUGCACAUGAGAGUUCACACUGGAGAGAGGCCUUACACCUGCCCUCAGUGUGAAAAGGGUUUUAAAAUGAAAGGGCACCUUAAUGUUCACAUGCGACUUCACACUGGAGAGAAGCCUUACAAGUGUCCUCAGUGUGACAUCAGUUUCACAUAUCACAUAAGCCUGAAACAGCAUUUGCAAACUCAUUCUGGAAAGAAUUCCUCGUUUCCCAUGUGACAAAAGGUUUAGAAAUAAUGCAUUCACUCUGGAGAAAGACAGUUCAAUUGUGAUUGGUGUAAUAAAAACAGCAGACUUACAAAUAUAUGAAAAGUCAUUUAAAUGUGACCCUGUUUGUGUUCUUUGUAAAAUAAAAUAAAAAGUAC
Sinocyclocheilus anshuiensis is the source of this 2896-nucleotide messenger RNA. RefSeq names its product zinc finger protein 850-like. The transcript has 5 exons. The record is from RefSeq and is a predicted model, not a curated record. Gene Ontology annotation, biological process: regulation of transcription by RNA polymerase II. The coding region runs from base 12 to 2750 and encodes 912 amino acids. NCBI's taxonomy places the organism in Eukaryota, Metazoa, Chordata, Actinopteri, Cypriniformes, Cyprinidae. Gene Ontology annotation, molecular function: RNA polymerase II cis-regulatory region sequence-specific DNA binding; DNA-binding transcription factor activity, RNA polymerase II-specific.